UCAUACUCAUGCCUUUACUCUGUUUCUAUUCGACAGCGUCAUCCAAAGAUGGAUUUGAACAAAACUGAUCUGCUGAGACUGUUGAGCUACUUAGAAGGAGAGUUGCAAGCCCGUGACGUUGUCAUAGCAACACUGAAGGCAGAGAAAGCCAAACAGCUGCUGUACCAGGCAAAGUACGGCCGGUUCGGACUGGGCGACCCAUUUGUAGCCCUGCAACGCGACUCGGAUAACAUGAAGGACCACAGCUUUGACGAGGCAGCCAUCAAAUGCAUGUACGACAACCAACUAGCUCAGUUGGAGAAUCUGAUUGCCACACAGAGGAGGGCACAGUUAAAGAUGAGAGAACAACUGGCUCAGGUAGAAAAGCGGUAUCAUAAGGUUUUACAGGUGCUCAGUGAACUGGAGGAGGAGAAGCAGAAACAUGCACAAGACACGGCUCAGGGUGAUGAUGUCACAUAUAUGUUGGAGAAGGAGCGGGAAAGAUUGAAGCAGGAGGUUGAGUUUGAAAAAAACCAAAGCCGCCGAAUGGAGAAAGACCUAAAAAAGACUCUGGCUAACUUGGAAGAAGAGCGGGAAAACUCGGCGAAACACAAGCAGGUGGCGCUAAUGCUGAUUCGAGAGCGGCGCAAGCUGGUCGAGCGGAUCCUGCAGGAGAAGCGAAAGUGCAACGAGAUGGAGCACAUCAUGAAUGAUGAAAAGGACAAGAUGAUGAGCAUGGCGGAGGGUCUCGUUCAGGAGAGCAAGAAGUCGCUGAAGAUCGAGGCCGCCAUGGAGAAGCAGCUAAGCGACUUUGACACAGAACGGGAGCAGCUUAGGGGCCGCGUGUCACGCGAGGAGAGCAAGAACAAGGAGCUGAGAGAGCAGGUGGAACAGUUACAUCGGGAGCUACAGCAGGCCAGGAGUGGUGUCGGCGGGGCCCUUAGUAGCGGCAGCAGCAACAGCAGCAGUCAACUUAGUUUUAUCAGCGCCGGGGAUGACGGUGUCACGGACCCCACGACGGUUGGCGGCGACGAUGACGGCAGCUUCUUGGGUGAGAGCGGCCAAAGUGUCAGCAGCGCCGGCGAUGGAAACGUGCAACACAGCGAGACAAUAAACUUGGCGGUGGGCGGUUGCGAAGCUGAGGUGUGCCUCGCUCCGGUCGCUGCCAUCGACGCCACCCACGAACAGAACGUUGAGUGCACAAUCCCUCUGUCGUCGCUGUCGUCCGGCUCGCCGUCCGCAAAGGUCGCGCCACACCACUCCACGAACCCAGUGACAAUCGACUCCACUGCGACUCUGCAGAUUUCCUCUUCUGCUUCCACGUCGUCGUCCUCCUCCUCUGCCUCGCCCUCCACCGCUUUGUACACAUCCUCCUGCUACUCUUCCUCCCCACCGACGCGGCCACCUCCCCCUCCCUCCUCGUCGCCGCCCCCACCCCCACAGUUUUACACCGCCUCCGCUGUGGCCGAGGGCCGGAAGCCCGUUGUCCAGCUGAACAGCAACAGCAGUAGUAGCCAUGCCCAUCCCCUCCACAUGGAAUCGAGGCCCAUGUCACCCGGGGAGAUCUUCAGCCCGGCUUCGGACAUACGCAUUGUUUCAGGGGUGGGCGCAGAUGGAUCCGGUGGAAGCCGGAUAAGCGUCAGUGCGGCUGGCGGCGCAACUGUUCUGAGUACGAGCGGGGGCGGCAGGAUCUCGUUUCAGUUUGGCCAACCCACCUCAGGUCACCCGUCUCCCCCCUCUUCCUCGGCCGGUGCAGGAGCUGGCCACGCCCGAAAGGCGGUGACAAUCGGCCGCGGGACCCCGCCUCCCGUGCCGCCCAACAAACCAGUCCUUAUCGCCUGUAGUGGGGGCGGGGGAGGCAGUGGGGGAAGCGGGGGCGGAAGCACUGGCGGAACGAGCGUCGUCGUUGGAGUGAAGCCAGCUGUGCCCCCGAAAGUAGGGAUCACCGUUUCCAAAGACAGACUUUUCCUCUCGAGCUCAGAAAGUGAUAAUACCGUUGUGCUGUCCUCGUCUUCUUCGUCUUCUUCAUCAUCGUCGUUGUCGCCGUCGUCGUCAUUGUUAUCGUCGAGCAGAACUCCGGCCAACAAGCCAUUGCAAAUUCCCGUCAGCGUUGUGACGAACCAGUCGCACAUCGCCUCGAAUCGGACUUCUUCUUCUUCUUCUUCCUCUUCUUCUUCUUCUACUCCUUCUUCUUUGUCCUCAUCUUCUUCCUCUUCUUCCUCCAACACCGCCGUCACCGCAAACAACGCCAACAGAGAAAACUCGCCCAUGCGGAAAACAACGCAGGUUUGUGUGAACGGAAAAUAACAACUACUACAAUAAUAAUAAUAAUAAUGAUAAUAAUAAUAAGAAUAAUGAUAAUAAUAAUAACAAUGAUGAUGAUGAUGAUGAAAAUAAUAAUGGUUUCAAAUUUUGGCACGGAGCCAGUAAUUCCAAGGGAGGGGUCAAGUUGAUUACAUCGACCCCUAGUACUCAUCUGGUACUUAUUUUAUGGACCCUGAAAGGAUGAAAGCAGAGUCAACCCGGCAGAAUUUGAACUCAGGGUGUA
Messenger RNA from Octopus sinensis (East Asian common octopus), 2527 nucleotides. RefSeq names its product CTTNBP2 N-terminal-like protein. The record is from RefSeq and is a predicted model, not a curated record. Lineage: Eukaryota; Metazoa; Mollusca; Cephalopoda; Octopoda; Octopodidae. The transcript is spliced from 4 exons. The coding region runs from base 49 to 2286 and encodes 745 amino acids.